AUAAGAUAUAAAAACACUAGAUUACUAUAAAACAGAUAGACGAAUUGGGUCUACAAUAAAGCCCUCAAAGUCUUGAAGAAACGGAGCUAUCUUUACAGUUAAAAUAAACAGGAGACACACGAAACAAGGAUUUACAUUUUGACAAAGAUAAGUUUGCUCGAGUUGUCGUUAGAAAUUGGAAGAAUGGUGUUCAAUAUAUUACUUUAUUGCGCCAUAAUUGGACAAGUUUUUGCGUCGACCGACCCCGAACUGAUUGUUCCAGAGACCAUUCAAGCGUUCAGUGAUGACGUUGUUGUACAAACAAGAAAUGCAAGAAUCGGUGAUGUUGUUGAAUUGUUCGGUAACAAUGAAGAUGAACCAAUAACUGCUCAACUGAUAACAAAGUCAUCAGAGACUUCGACUCUCAUUUUCAACUGCGGAUAUUUCUUCAACGCCGGGUCAUAUCAGUUCAAGAUACGAUCUACAGAAGGUGAAAUCUUGGCUUCCAGUCGACCUGUCCCAGCACAGAGCUGGCCCAAAGUGAAGAUAGAUUGGGAAAGAACCCACGAAGCUUUGACUACAGAUGUGAAGGUAUCGCUAACGGUUGAAGGCAAAAUGUGCAGAUCCGAUAUCGCACGCCAGAAUAAGUUAUAUCUAAAGAUGAAGAAACUGGAUAACGGGAACAACAAGAAAGGAGGUCUCACUUCAUUGAUCGAAGGCGCGCAAAGACAAUUCAAAAUCUUUCCUGUUAUGACGUCAUCAGAGACUUUUAUCCCUUCCUACACCGUAUUACCCUGUGAAGAGUUUCAAAACGUAGGGAUGUACCAAGUGGAAUUAUUUAUGACGUCCCCGACUGAUGACGUCAUUAUUUCUACAAGUGACGUCAUGAAUGUGGAAUGGAGCACAGAUUAUAACCUGAAAUUGCUCAAACAUGCCUUUCCAUGCCAAGGUGCAGGGGUGAUCGUGUCGUUAUCUUACCCUCCCUGCGCAUCGACAGAAGAUUCCGUUCGUCUGUUGUCGGUUUCAAAUGGAACCAUGAAAGUUGUGGAUUCGCAGAAUAGAGGAAAUGAAGAUCACGUGACAUUUUCAUGUUCGUCAUUUUACAUCAUGAAUCAGACAGUGGAAGGAUUCUGUUUCCAAUAUGUCGUCAAGGGAGGACACGUUGCCAGGACUAUAUGCGAGCCUGUUAACAAGGAAUCUGGCCUCAAGAUUUCCGGCUCGUGGUCUCCGUGGGUGUCUUGGUCAACAUGCAAGCGUCCUUGCCAGAGAACCGUUAGUAGGCGCAAGAGAGUUUGUGACAAUCCUAAACCAAGGGGAGGCGGAGAAAUCUGUUCAAAUAAAAAUGGUGAGAGGUCACUUACCGAACUUGCAGUUAAUAUAUCUGAUGACGUCAUACCAGGCAGUUGUUACGCAAGUGGUAUGACGUCAUCCAUAGAUGACGAUAAACAAUGUGAUUGCGGGUGUUCAAUCAAAGCAGAAGACAAAGGAGUGCUCGUAUCGUCUUUGACCAAACAUUGCAAAGAUUCUGUGAUUUGGACUCUUCGUGUCCCAACUGGACACAAUAUUCUUUUCAAGUUGCUGGAUUAUCAGCUUGCGAGAGACGAGAUGUUGACGAUCAGAGACGGACGAACAUCUUGGCCUAUGACAUCACAAUAUCCAACUGCGAUGUCAAAGAGCAAUAUUGUGAUUAUACAAUGGGUGAGAUCGAAAGUAGAAGACAAUCUGAAUUCUUGUGGAUUUAUUCUCUCAUAUGAACCAGUUGUUAAACCAACUCCCGAUGCCAGAUUUACUUCCAUUCCUCGAACGACAAAUUCAACCCUGACCGGAGUCGGAGCCUGGUUUGAGCAGACGAUAACUAACAAUCCGGUGGUGCUCGGAGGCAUCGCUGCCUGCUUUCUCAUUAUAUUCAUUAUGGUAGCUGUUGUUGUUGUGCAUUGCAGAAGAAAAAACAAGAAAUCCAAGAUACCGCCUGGCCUACGAACGCCAAUGAAUACUCGACUCUCGAUGCCACCUGAUGGAAGAAGUUGCAGCAACGCGGAUGACACUGAAUCAGAACCGAUGGUUCGUCCUCGACCGAUUGGUAACGCAGGAAGCGGAGAAGUGUUGCCAGAUACCUGCAUUCCUAUGCAACCAGCUGUCGGAUCCGGAACCGCUUAUUAUUUAGCUCAGAGACAACUGGAAUUAAUGCGGCGGCUUGGUAAAGACGAACAUUCACAAACGUAUGCGACAGGUUGCAUGAGUGAGGAAAACUUGAGGCAACAAGAAGAGUUAUUGUUCGGCGAUCGCAGAAGUUUGCAUAAGAAUGAAGAUUUGAGAGUAACGUGAUCAAGGCGGAUAAGCCAUGCAUGAGUGGUUAUGUUGCUGUCAAUUCUACUUCGUGCAUGAGUGAUAUAUGUUACGCAACUGGAUAUUGUCGGUAAGAACUUUCAUCGGUCGACCGUGGACGUUCGCAUAAGGAUGGAUAAUUUGAGAGUAAUUCGGCGAUAAGUCACACAUGUGUGAUUUUGUUGCUGGCAACUGAGGGAUUCUCAUGAACGGAAGACUUUGAUCCUGACUGCUGAAAUUAAAACUUCGGCGUCAGCGCAAGUAAUAUGAGUUCUGUCAUCAUUGCGUGAUUCAAAGUAGAAAUUUUUUAAAUGGGAGAUAAUCCGAUUACCCUGGGCGAACGUUUUGAACAGAGAUGAUGAAGAAAGAAAAGUAGUCGCUCUUGGCGGUUGCUGCGCUGGUA
Styela clava is the source of this 2707-nucleotide messenger RNA. RefSeq lists its product as uncharacterized. Lineage: Eukaryota; Metazoa; Chordata; Ascidiacea; Stolidobranchia; Styelidae. Gene Ontology annotation, cellular component: cell periphery. The record is from RefSeq and is a predicted model, not a curated record.